ACGUGUGUUAGCCGUUAGCUUUAGCGGUUAGCUAACUGCAGACAGGACCAGGAGACGUCAGCUAACAUCGCAAGAAAUUGAAAAUACAAGGGUUACAGGCUGCAAAUUACUUUAUGUUCUUCCAUGAGCAGAGAUAAUGAGGAAAAGGACAGUCACUGAUAAACCUUGGAGUCCUCCUUCCUGCAUCCGGCCUCAUUCAGGACAGGACACUGAAAAGACUGGAUCCCCAAGUGAGGAUGUGCUGCACACAGGAGAUUGUUUUUGGAAGGAAUCUGUGAACAUAACACCAAGGGUUGAAGAACGAGCCGUAUCAGCAGCUGAAGAAGAAGAGCUGGAAAUGAAAGACUGGAGGAACACACAGUCGUCGGGUCCAGGAGAAACAGGAGGGAGGGCUCAUACUCCUCCGCUUGUUGAACCUCUCCAUACACAUGAGGUGAAGGAGGAGGAAGGGCAGAGAGAGGGUGAGGAGGCUCAGGAUGAAGAUCUCGCAGCGCCCUUGGAGCUGAAAUUAAAGUUCCUCAGAGCUGUGGUGGACAGAGAGUUGCCGCUCGCCCAUAAGCUGUGUCAGCUCAUUCUCAUCUAUGAACCAGACCAUCUUGAGGCCUCUGAGUUUCUCUCGCUCAUCCAGAAGAAGCUGCUGGAGGAGCAAGAGGAAGAGGAGAGCAACGAGGAAGAUGAGGAAGAAGAUGACGUUAGCGAUGAUGAUGAAGACUCCUCUUCUUCCUCAUCUGAUGAUGAUGAUGAUGAUGACAAUGAAGAAGACACAUAAGUGAACAGACACACGUCAUCUCCCCUUAAAUCUAUUGGACUAAUCUCUCUUGACUCUACUAUAGGCAUCUUUUGAAAAAACAUAUUCUACAUUUUAAUACAGAAUCACCUUGGUCUUGAUCAUUUUGUAGAUUUGAUCUAUUUUCCAUUAUUGACCUGUAUAUAAAACAUAUACUGUGGACAAAGCUGAUGCACUCAGGGUAAGAAAGUUAUUAAACCUCUGCUGAUAUAAAUCUAAUCAUCUGUGAACCUGAAGAGAAAAGUUUAAAGAUUUAGAGAAAGGGUUUCACUUAUAAAACGUUUGUUCUGUACUGUGCACACAAUACAUGAACUUGUCUGCACAUGGUAAAUGUGAAUAACGCAAUGAUAAUAAUAAUAAUAACUUUAAUAAAAAAAAAUCCAAUGCAUCUCAAACGAUUCAGACGACAUGAACUAACGUUACAAACUAACUGACAGAACAUCGGUAAUGACUGUGUUGCAUGUAUGUUUUCCAGCUCCAAGACGUUUUGUGUACUCAGGCUCGAUAUCUAACUGAGACACAAACUAAUUUGAGCUUCAUGUAUUUAACCACAUUUGUUCUUUACCUGUAAGUCCUGAAGUCUUUGGACUUGUGACCUGUUGAUCAGUUUGUCUGAUGUGAUAUCGACGUCAGUUUAGUGACUGCGUGUCUUUUUGAAAAAGGGAUUAACGCUUUGAUGAAGUCAGCAUACAAAUCUCAACUGAUGGAAAUAAACUGAGUAAAAUGGA
Pleuronectes platessa (European plaice) is the source of this 1515-nucleotide messenger RNA. It is a transcript of the gene erich2, whose product is annotated as glutamate-rich 2. Lineage: Eukaryota; Metazoa; Chordata; Actinopteri; Pleuronectiformes; Pleuronectidae. The transcript has 10 exons. The record is from RefSeq and is a predicted model, not a curated record. Bases 137 to 769 code for a protein of 210 amino acids.